AUGGCCACCGCCUCUGCCUCUUGCCUUAGCCUGUUGGUGGUGCUGCUGGCCUCGGCGGCGUCGGCGCAGCUGUCGCCGACGUUCUACGACAGGUCGUGCCCCAACGCGCUGUCGACCAUCAGGAACGGCGUGAACACCGCGCUCGGCGGGCCUUCGUGGACAGUUGUACUGGGGCGAAGGGACUCUAAUGCUUCAUUCCCUGGCCAGACAAGCGACCUCCCACCUCCUACGUCUAGCCUCCAACAACUUUUGUCUGCGUAUAGCAAGAAGAACCUCGACCAAACCGACAUGGUUGCCCUCUCAGGUGCAUAUGCAUACCGUAGCCUAGCUAGCUAG
Molecule: messenger RNA, 336 nt
Organism: Miscanthus lutarioriparius
Lineage: Eukaryota; Viridiplantae; Streptophyta; Magnoliopsida; Poales; Poaceae
Source: the annotation of a GenBank genome assembly